This is a messenger RNA of Pichia kudriavzevii, 429 nucleotides long. RefSeq lists its product as uncharacterized. The record is from RefSeq and is a predicted model, not a curated record. Lineage: Eukaryota; Fungi; Ascomycota; Pichiomycetes; Pichiales; Pichiaceae. Gene Ontology annotation, cellular component: PAM complex, Tim23 associated import motor. Gene Ontology annotation, biological process: protein import into mitochondrial matrix. The transcript has a single exon. Bases 1 to 429 code for a protein of 142 amino acids. Gene Ontology annotation, molecular function: ATPase activator activity.
AUGAUUUUCUACUCUCAAUACCAGAGGAACCACAGUAUGCUCCCGUUAAUUGUUGGAUUAGCAGUCACUGUAGCUGCGUUGACCACAAAGGCCACUAUAAACACCGUAAUCCGAUGUCGUACACUGACGAAUUUUGAAAUUGCAAGAUUGAAUGGGAUAACGUUAAAGCGACACAAGAUAUGGCCAUCGGAUUCCGGUUAUUGGAGGAGGUUCCAUGAACUAGACCAGGAGAUGGCGCUUGGGGGGUUCUUGGAGAAGAUGGACGCCGAAGAGGCCAUGAAUGUCCUUGGAGUGAAGACCAUCAACGUGGCCGAAAUUAGAAAGAGACACCGAGUGCUAAUGAUGCAAAACCACCCUGAUAAAGGUGGUAGUAAAUACCUAGCCAUGAAGAUCAACUUGGCGAAGGAUAUAUUACUUAAUCAGCGAUAA